ACACGGUAAAUUCCACUCAGUCGUAUACAAGCAAAAUUGACCUACAAAUGUACCACUUAAAACUAUAUAGUCAUUAUAAAAUAUAUACAAAGAUUGAAAGCCUAAUCUAAACGAACUGAACUAACUUCUUAUUAGAAUGAAAAUAAAUGAAAAUAAACGUAUUGCUUUUCAGGGACGCCGUGUCAUUAGUUCACUCAAAACUGAAGUUGCUUAGCUUCGUCUUAAACUCACCUAAUGUUUUAAAUACUCUAAUAUCAGUCGGAAGGCUAUUCCACAACGCGGCACCGCUAUAAGAGAAACUUUUACGAACAUAAUCGGUACGAAGUUGUGGAAGAGCCAGCCUCAUUUCACUAUUUCGCAAUCUAUAACUAGUAGUAUCAUUACGAAAGAUGAAUUUAUUUGAUAGUUAAUCAGGUGUCUGUCCAUUUAGAAUUUUGAACAUCACAACGGCUUUGGAAAAAAGCCUCUGAUUCCUUAGGUUUUUCCAAUGAAGUCUACGGAACAGGUCUAGGGCACUUGAAUCAUAAGGAGCGGACAACAAUAUACGAGCCGCACGGUUCUGCAGUUUCUGAAGGUUUUCGGGCAGAAUUGUACUCACUUACUCAUCUCAAUAACAUGCGUGGCUUUGCCUCCUAUAGAGGGUACCAGCCACAAAAUAUCAUAUCUUUGGAUCUACUUGACAUAGUUCGUUGAUUCAAACGGUUAAAUGCUCCCCCUUUGAAAAAAAUUUUUUUUUCUAAAUUUGCAUGCUGCGACGAUCACACCUUUUAAAAUAACGACAAGGAAAUGCUUUCUUUUUUCAUGCGCAAUCCUGAAAUUAUUUUGAGAUGUUGUUUUCUGUAGUUCUGCGAAACAAGGAAGAAGUAGUACCGAUAAACAUCCGGUAAAAUUGGGUCAAGGUCGAUAUUCUAUUGUUACCCUCACUUGCUUAAGCAGCUCCGUCCUGUUCCUGCCGAUUAGCCACUAAGAGGGGAACCACGACGCAAUUUUCCGCUUCCAUUUCCGCUCUCAAAACAUUUAUAGGCUUAUUCAGUUGAGGAACGAAAACGAACAUAAUCCAAUAGUCUUCCCUAUAACGACGAUCCCUGGAACAAUACCUCUUUCAUCGCCUGCCAUGGAUUCUAUUUGUAGUAAGCAUGGUUCGACCGAAAACCGUGAGUCAUGCCAUGUCGUGGAAAACUUCUCUAUCGAAACCGAAAGCGGACCUUUGAGCGCUAGUCUCCUUGAGACAAAAACGAACCAAAUCUUCAAAGUACUGCAGUAUUUGGGUCUUGUUGAAAGAGGUAGAUGGAGAAGAUUCGGGCGGGUUUUCAUUCUGGCAAUUGUCGUCAUAACAUGGAUCCCACCAACUUUUCUGGCGAUCUGCGUUAAGAAAAACCCAACUAUGUCCUCACCAAGUGGCUUACCGACAAUAUUGUUACUCUCGGGCCUUGCUCUAUCGCAUCACUUCGGAGCUUUGUACGGAUUCAAGCAUCGUAUAAGACUCAAAGGGAAUAUACGUUUGGCUAUCGAACGAGCGAAUUUCUGCCGAACAUGCCUGAUCGUGAUCACGACGUUUGCAAUGUUGACUUUGUCUUAUCUCAUUCUUCUUGUCUAUUUGUACGUCACGCAAUCAAUUCGCCCUGUCCCGUGGCUUCAAAUUGGCUGUAUCUAUCUCCUCGGCUACAUUUACUGUGGUUCAAUAGGCGUAGCUAUGAACCUGGUAUUUAGUGCGUCAUGCGCUGCCAUCAAAAUCAGGAUCAUCGACUUUAAGGACAAGUUCAAAAACUGGUCCAAGGGACUUCGUGAAGCUCUUAUCGAGUACGAAGAACUCUGCGAAUACAUGAACGAGGAAAUCGAAUCAACCAAAUGGUGGCUAUUGGCUAAUAUCGUCACUUUUGUUGUCAGCUGGCUAAUCAAUUUCCACUUGUGGAAAAUUCUAGCAGGCGAAGGUCAAGGUAGUGUGGUAAGGUUAGUGUUUUACAACUGUUCGUGGAGCCAGCCUCUGCCAGCACCGAAGUUGCUCUUAAAUGAUGGACUCAUCACUAGCUGUGAGAUGCUUUUCUCCUCAUUGGUCUUUUUCUUCUUCAUGUCCCCACUCUACUGGGCUGCCAUGGUAACUUUACAGUGUAACAGGUUCCGUGAAUCGGUCAACGGCAUUAUUGCACAAACAGAUGAGAGACCUCUCGGGAAUUUCAAUGUGACAUCGCUCGAUUUUUUCAUUAACCGGGUGCAGAUGUCCAGUAGCUUUGCUUUCAAACUAUUCGGCAUUAAUGUUACUAAGGUGCUUUUAUCAGUAACAGGUUUAAUGACCACUGUGCAGGUCGUACUAGGUAUCGUGACGAAAAAGUUGCUUCCUUCUUAGCAUUUGAGCCUGCAGUGCAAUUCAAAGUGUCUCAAACAUGCGUGUUAUGGAGCACAGCGGUCAAAAGGCUGCGGGUGCUUAUGUGAAAUGAAUGAACUCAUUGUUUCCUCGCUUUGGAGAGCUAGUACGUUUGAUAUCUUUCCCGCAACGAUUGUCUUUUCGCUGGUUUAUUUACUAUUGUUUCUUUAAUAAGACAUUUUUAGCAAGAGGUUAUUAAUCGCUUGAUUUCUAGAUUGUCUAGAAUACUUCUAAAUUAAGUCGCACUCUGUUAGGGGAGAAGUUUGUGUGUUUUGGUUUCGGACGAAGUUUUAGUACUUUUACGGUCGCGCAGUUCAAGUUUUGAUUUCUCCGGUUUUCAAUCAAGUUUUUGUAUUUUGCUCGUUCUUUGACUCGACUGGCUGACCUGUAAAGAAUGAUGAAUGCAUUCGUUCUAUACAAAUUAUUAGUACUAUUGUUCAAGCUAUCGCCGAAAUAUUGUAUUGUUGUCGUUCAAUAUAGAAUAUUACAGUUAUUUUAAGGGUUUUUGUGGGUUUCGGUACUUAUGUAAUCGUUAACUUUUCAUAUUUAAUAAUUUUCGAUUUAUUCGAGUCUAUUCAAGUUCUUUCGUUCUAUUUAAUCGAAAAUAUAAAAAACGCCACAGUAGUUUUUUAAAUACUCAGCAAGUACAUUUUAAUUUGCUUUGACGCUUGUCUUCAUUGUACACCUGCAUUUCUGUACUAUUGUUAACCAUUACUAUUGAAAUUAUAUACUUCCACAAUUAAGAUAGAUAUUUUUAAUUUCGGAGCUGUAAAACAUUUCACUGUUGUAAAUGGCCUAGAGUCUAUUAUACCCGCUUUUUUAUUUUUUGAAACUUUUUCCGUUGUGGAAACAGAUGGAAUCUUUAAGUAGAAAUCCCUCAACCUCAGAGACAAUUUCCGCUUCUUCUGUGAUAUUAUUCAAAUAUUGUAAAUUACAGGACAAUAGGGACGCGCGCUCGAUAGUACAUAUAGGUAUCUUAAGUGCUUUUGACCUCCAGUACGGGAGGGUUCCACCUGUGACGUCACAGGAAGGAUGGCGCAAUUCAAGAUGGCGAGUGUUUCGAAUUUAGAAGAGCUUUUACAAGGUGAAAAUAGACUUUUGAGAAAAAACGAAUUGUACCUUUGUUGUGCUUGAUAUAUUUACUAAUCAACUAUGUGAAAAGAAAAUGUACGAUUCUUGGAUUUACAUGCCCUUUAAAUCAGUACGUGAUCUACUGCCUAGUAUGUAGUCUGUAAGUAAAAGGUCACGCUGUGACGUAACAAAAACAACUCGCGUAGCGUGACAUGGAAAUACAGUUGACUAUAAUCAGAUAUGGGUCAGAAAUGAUCCUUUUCUUCGAGCUGUGACGAUGGGUUUUUCUGCGUAAUACUGGAAUUUGUGGGGAACGCAACAACAAAGGAGGGGGGGGUGAAUAGCUCUGUAGAGACAACUGUGGGAGCAGAAACUCGUCACGAUUUCCUGGUACACGGAGAUCCGCUUCGAGAAAACUUAUACGGACGUCAUAGACUAGACAACGUUUGGUUCCACGGUAACUGUAUUCUACUUCAUGCUUGUAAGCGACAUGAUCAGUAGCGUAUUCAAAAGUGUAAUCGGCACUCAGUCAAAAAUGAAAUAAAAAAAGCUUCACAAUGUACUUCCUUGACUCUUUAAGAGCCGUUACCUCGUUGCGUUAUAGUUCCACCGCUUCUGUCACGACUCCUCGCUAUUGUUUUCACCG
Stylophora pistillata is the source of this 4079-nucleotide messenger RNA. RefSeq lists its product as uncharacterized. The record is from RefSeq and is a predicted model, not a curated record. NCBI's taxonomy places the organism in Eukaryota, Metazoa, Cnidaria, Anthozoa, Scleractinia, Pocilloporidae.